AUUUUUUUAAUAUUCAAAUUGUUUGUGAGAACAUAUACACAAUGAGACAGCUCAGUAAGAGCUGCUUGCUCCUUCUCUUAGCCUUGGUUUGCUGUGUGCUAGUAGCAGUAUUGGCUGGGAAGCCUCCAAACAACAUUGAAUCUAUCAGUGACCCUAAGGAGUGGAAGAAAUUGCUGAGGACACGCACCAAUGUCCUGGUGCUCUACAGCCACGGUGCACUCACUGGGGAGCUGUCAACUGUGCUGAGUCACGUGUCCACAGACCUUCGGGGCACUGCAACAAUCGUGCUUGUCGACUGUAAUGGGUAUAUUAAGAUCAAGCAGUCUAUGAAGAAGUUACUGAAGGCAAAGAAGUCAUUUCUUAUGAUGUUCUACGCGCCGUGGUGCGGGUUCUGCAAGCGUCUCAAGCCUGACUACUCCUCAGCGGCGAGUGAAGUGAAGUCUGAAGGCCUCAUCCUCGCUGCCAUGGACGUUAAUAAGCCUGAGAACGCCCCUGCCAGGGCUGAGUACAACAUCACCGGCUUCCCUACACUUGUGUACUUUGAGUCUGGCAAGGCAAAGUUCACGUAUGAAGGAGAGAACACGCAAGCAGGCCUCGUCAGCUUCAUCCGCAACCCUGAGCAGCCUGUGACGCAGAAACCUGCCGAGGAGUCUUGGUCUGACACUGCCAGCGACGUUCACCACCUCACCAGCGACACCUUCCAUGCGUUCAUCAAGGGCGAGGCAUCAGUGCUGGUGAUGUUCUACGCUCCAUGGUGCGGCCACUGCAAGCGCAUCAAACCUGAGUACAUCAACGCUGCCAGCCAGCUGUUGGCCCAGGGGACGUGCCACACAAACCUCUUGCUUCCUACCCACCUCACCACCUACACUACCACCACACAUCACCCACCUACCACCACCUCAAUAUCCCGCACCACCCACCUACCACCACCUCAAUAUCCCGCACCACCCACCUACCACCACCUCAAUAUCCCGCACCACCCACCUACCACCACCUCAAUAUCACGCACCACCCACCUACCACCACCUCAAUAUCACGCACCACCCACCUACCACCACCUCAAUAUCACGCACCACCCACCUACCACCACCUCAAUAUCACGCACCACCCACCUACCACCACCUCAAUAUCACGCACCACCCACCUACCACCACCUCAAUAUCACGCACCACCCACCUACCACCACCUCAAUAUCACGCACCACCCACCUACCACCACCUCAAUAUCACGCACCACCCACCUACCACCACCUCAAUAUCACGCACCACCCACCUACCACCACCUCAAUAUCACGCACCACCCACCUACCACCACCUCAAUAUCACGCACCACCCACCUACCACCACCUCAAUAUCACGCACCACCCACCUACCACCACCUCAAUAUCACGCACCACCCACCUACCACCACCUCAAUAUCACGCACCACCCACCUACCACCACCUCAAUAUCACGCACCACCCACCUACCACCACCUCAAUAUCACGCACCACCCACCUACCACCACCUCAAUAUCACGCACCACCCACCUACCACCACCUCAAUAUCACGCACCACCCACCUACCACCACCUCAAUAUCACGCACCACCCACCUACCACCACCUCAAUAUCACGCACCACCCACCUACCACCACCUCAAUAUCACGCACCACCCACCUACCACCACCUCAAUAUCCCGNUGUGGGGCCCUGUUGUGGAGGGGUGCUGGGGCCCUGGAGCCACCUCCUCCACCCCCACCGGAGGCCGCCUGGAGCACCAUGGAGUCAGAGGUGCUGCACCUGACGGAGGAGUCCUUCAAGUCCUCCCUUAAGAAGAAGAAACAUGUCCUCGUCAUGUUCUAUGCACCUUGGUGCGGUCACUGCAAGCGCGCCAAGCCUGAGCUGACGGCGGCCGCCGUGCACUUCAGGGACGACCCGAAGGUGGCGGUGGCGGCCGUGGACUGUACGGCCGAGCAGGGCUUGUGUGGCAGCUACGGCGUCACCAGCUACCCCACCUUCAGAUACUUCAACUACUUCAAGACCUCACAGCCCUACACGGGUGGUCGCACUGAAGCUGACUUCAUUGCGUUCCUGAAGGACCCCGAGAACCCCCCAGUGUUGCCCCCUGCUGCGCCCCCCAAGUCCCCUGCUGAGGAGUGGGCAUCACUGGAGGGGAGCGACGCCCUGCUGCACCUCAGCGCCCACGACUUCCAGGCCAAACUGGAGGGGCGCCGCGCCCUGGUCAUGUUCUAUGCUCCAUGGUGUGGUCACUGCAAGGCCAUGAAGGAGGACUACGCGCUGGCUGCCAAGGACCUGGCCUCUGAUGGCAACGUCGCCGGCCUCCUGGCGACGGUAGACGCGACGCAGGAACGCGCCCUGGCAACACAGUACGACGUCAAGGGCUUUCCCACGCUCCUCUACUUCGUCAACGGCAUUAAAGUCGCCGACUACAGCGGCAAGAGAACACGUCAGGCCAUCGUUAACUUCGUCAGGGAGCAACACGCCCUCUCUGUUGACCACGCGUCAGCUGAGCGUAAAGAUGAGCUGUGAAAGCCACGUCAUUUGCAAGCUCUUGCUAGGCUUCCUUUGUUAUUUGCUACUCUUAUAGUAAGAGCUUCUUCUAUAUUCUUCCAAUGAGAGCUCCUUUAAUGCUCUUAGUAAGAGCGAUGCUUAUGAUACGAAUAAGGCAGUUCAAUGUCUGUUAAGAUCUUAUCGAGGAAUAUUCUUCCAGCUCCUUUAAUGCUCUUAGUAAGAGCGAUGCUUAUGUGACCGAAAAGGCAGUUGAAUGUCUGUUAAGAUCUUAACGAGGAAGAUGAAAUAUCUUAAUUUUUCUUUAUCGAGAAUUCUUCUUGCAAAGAAGUUUGGACUUCUUAGUGUAUGACGAGUGCUAAGCUUUUCAAGGCGCUAACUUAGUCAAGCCUGCCUGAGCAAGUAACCGAGAUGAGGUAGCUUGAGACAACCUAACUCUUCUCACAAUAUCUAUUUAUUGACUAGCAAUUAAGUCUUCUUUUGACAUGGUACACAUUUUUGAAAAUAAUCUGUUUAAUAUUGACAUGGUAAGAUGUUUUCCUGAUACGGUUAUUUUGUCUCCAUAAUCAGUUAUUAGAUUUUUUUAAAUAAUGCAUUUUGCAUCGUUGUAUUCUAUUUGUUAUGCAUUUUGCGAAUGGCUCUUGAAAGAAACCGCGAAUUGUUGAACAAAUUAGUAUGAUUCUUUGCUGUAUUUCGUCUCAAGGAAACACAAAAUAAAUAAUUUAACUAGCGAGAUAAGUGUAAUACUAGCGUACAUUUAGUGUUCCUAAACUCAUGGCAUUAUGACGUAAGUCUGGCCGAAACUUCCUUAUUAUUCACUGAACAAAUAAAGUUGCGAUACCCUAAUGGCAGUAUGAAUAGUUAGAUUGCAAUAGUCGAAAUGGUGCUGAAGUGCGACCCAUGUCGUAAUGAACAAACUUUUUAUUUAUUUGCAGAGCAAUAUUUUGCUACGUACUUUUGAACAGCAUUGAAAUGUGCGAAAUAUUUCCACUGUUCAAAUAACGCGCCCAGCAUGGAACAUUAAGGACAAAGACCGCCGUAGUCUUGGUAUUCAAGUCCUGUUUCAUUACCAGAUAACUUCAUGCUGAACUUAACUUCCAUAGCGUAAAUGAACAGUUGUUGAAGAUUAUUAUUUAUUCAACAACAGUCUUGAACAACAGUUGUUGUUAAAGAUGAUUAUUAUUUCUUUAUUACCUUUGGUAAAUACUUGGAAAAAUACCAACAAAUUGAAUGGAUAGGCUAACCAUUCACCUCAUUCAUUCAGAUGUUCAUCUAGUGUAUUCUUCCGUAUUGAGCGUUAUUUGUAUAACGCUUUUCUUCCAUUUGUAUAAUUCAUUCAUGUACAACACUCUUUCUAACACUUCUCUUCCAUAACCUGUGCAUUAUAUUGCAUUCUGCUCAAAAUCUGCUUGAUUUAAAUCUAAAUUUUGUGUUACAAGACCAACCUCUUUCUUCGUUGUACGAGGUUGACGAAACGUCUACAGGCGUACUUAGUAUUUAUUGAUGAACCUUGUGUUAUUUUUAUGUUUAUUUCACUCCAACGUUUGUUGUUUUCAAGUGCUUCCUUCAGGUGCGACGUUCAGCAGCUCUUUAUUUACGCUUUACUGAUUUUUAUUCUAUUUUUCUAACUUUAGAAUAAACUUUUAGCAGCCAGCUGAGCGUAAUUAUUAUGAAACGAUGUACUGAUGUAAUAAGGAUUAUUUUAAUGUGUUCCCUGGAAAGGCUAAAAGAUUUUUUUAUUUGAAUUAAAACUUAUUACUAAGGAAGCGACGUGGAGUUGAGUUACACAGGGUGACAAUGUGUGUUACAAAUUCAUCGUAACUGUCACAGUAA
Molecule: messenger RNA, 4340 nt
Organism: Hyalella azteca
Lineage: Eukaryota; Metazoa; Arthropoda; Malacostraca; Amphipoda; Hyalellidae
Product: protein disulfide-isomerase A5
Exons: 13
Coding region: 42-2528 (828 amino acids)
Biological process (GO): protein folding
Cellular component (GO): endoplasmic reticulum
Molecular function (GO): protein disulfide isomerase activity
Source: RefSeq, a predicted model, not a curated record